Molecule: messenger RNA, 1596 nt
Organism: Brassica rapa (field mustard)
Lineage: Eukaryota; Viridiplantae; Streptophyta; Magnoliopsida; Brassicales; Brassicaceae
Source: RefSeq, a predicted model, not a curated record
UUGUUAGAGAAAUAUAUGGUAACAUAUUGUUAGUAUAAAUUUAAGGUAAGAGCAAAAAAUAAUGAGUUAAAUGAAAGGGUCCAAACAACUUUUAUAGGUAGAUUUUUUUAGACUUCUUCUGUUUUAAUAGUAUUGAUUAACUCGUCAGAGAAGUAUAUUUCACUCAAGUCAGGUGUACUGAAUUUUUUGGAGGUGAUUCAGAAUUUUAUAUCAUUUAUAACAAUAUUAAUAAGAUGUGUGUCAUGUGGAGUAUAUGACUGUUUUUAAUUAUUUGAAACCACUUAGCUAGAUUUUUUUCUUUUCCAAAGCGCUUGAAUAUAGAAUGAUGCACAUCGUAUUCAUAUAAUUGGAUUUCUUUCGAUGAUCAAAAGGUCCUGAACGCAUAAGUCCGUAUAAUCCAUCAAGGCGAAUCCCGAAUCAUUUAAUAUAAUUCUUCUUUGAAAAUUAGAUUCCUCUUAACGUGAGUAGAACAGAACAUAUGACUCCAAGAUCACUACAUUUUCGGUAAUCUAAAUACUUAACCAUUAGCCCAACGUUGGCUAAUUGGAUUUAUAUGAUAGAUAUGUCAUAUAUUCUUAACGGACUAAAGUCAGUAUUUGAAACUUACAAGUCAAGACAUUCAUAACGACUCAAAAUAAAAAAAAGAUUUAAAACAUAUGAUAUAGUUAUUUAAUUAAAAUUAUUAGGGUGUGUGGUUAUCCAAAUGAUAUCUUUAUACCGUCGGUCGUUAAAAGAUCUCGUGCCUCGUCGGUUAAAAGAAGCUUGUCGUUUGGGAGCGUCCAAAAGCCACACCAUCCGACUAACUUUCAUAUUCAGAGACGUUUUUGUCAAGUACCAAGAUCCAAUACAAAAAAAAAACUAUUUGUUCAACGAAAUUUGAAAUCAUUUAUAGAAAAAGAACAUCAAAUAGAACAAUCUAUUUUGUGAACAAAAAAAAAAUAGAACAAUCUAUUAUCCAUUUUGUUCAUCUUGGGUUGCAAUCAGCUGAUGGUUAUCAAGAGUCAACGCAACUUAAAAGUAAAGGAUUAAAAGAAACAAGAUUAAUAUUUUAUGUUCGGUUCUUUUUCUUUCUUUUCACGGUGAAGUGUUUUAUUUCAUUUCAUGUUUUUAUGUCACUAUCAUAAGAAACGAUUAAUUAUAAACGCUUUUGGAUUCUUGGUAUAAAUACAAAGAAGAUGAAGUGAUAGAGUUCAAAAAAAAAAUUAAAACAAAGAGAGAAUCAUGAUGAUAAGAAGGAUAGAGAUUUGUAUAGAGCUUCUAAAGAUAGGAAUGGAGUUCGUCGUAGCGGUGGCGGAAGCCGUCCAGAUUGCCUGGCGGCAACACCUAAACCACCGUACUCCUAUGCCUCCUCCGCCUCUCCUCCCCCAUGGCAUUUCCACUUCUUACCAUUCUCCAUUCCUCUUUGGAUUUCUCCCUUGAAUAAUUUUUUUUCUUCUCUUAUGAAACCACCAUUCUGCUUCUUUCUUUUACUCUCUUUUUUUUUGGGGGGGGGGGGGGGGGGUAGACUUUUAGAUGUAGGUUUUGUUGAUUCCUGUAACUCUGUAAAUUACUUUACUUUUUUCAAUAAGAUUUGCAGUUUCCUGUCCAGUUUAUUUC